Molecule: messenger RNA, 2320 nt
Organism: Anarrhichthys ocellatus (wolf-eel)
Lineage: Eukaryota; Metazoa; Chordata; Actinopteri; Perciformes; Anarhichadidae
Product: target of Nesh-SH3-like
Exons: 17
Coding region: 296-1777 (493 amino acids)
Biological process (GO): positive regulation of cell-substrate adhesion; extracellular matrix organization
Molecular function (GO): protein binding
Source: RefSeq, a predicted model, not a curated record
GUAUGUGACCUCGUUAAAUCAAAGAUACGACCCUGAUCUUCUUCCACACUUCCUGUAUUUCACAGAUAAAAACACACAGAAACCGUACAAACUGCGUAAUCCUCUGGCGAAGCCGCUGAAACCUCACGCGUUCUUCCCGCCUCGUCCCGCUCUUCAUAACAGGACUCGACUUUCUCCUCUCCUCAAAAACUCAGCUUUCCCCGGAGCUCCUCGCACUUCCUUUGCACUACCAGAGAGCCGCCAGGAAACUUUCCCUCCAAAACACCCUCUUGUGUCACUUGAGGAUCAGGUUCCCAUGAUCCCGGUACCUCUCUCUGUGGCCGCAGACGAAGAGAACACCGUUAGAAAUGACACCGACCGACCGGCGGAUCCACUUCCUGUCCUCCCCCAACUCCCGCCCACCAAAGCCCCUCAUACCAACACCAUACCCCUCCUUAAAUUACCCUCCAAUGGCGACUUGCUUCAGGGGCCAACUACUAAGGCGCCCUCUAACGCACCGGGGAAGCCUCAGAACCCUGCCGCUUUUGGCAAAUCACAGGACAGAUCUUCUCUUCUGAGGUCAGCUCUGGCCAAUGAGAGAGCCAGAACUAACAUUUGGGUUAACAGACAGCCUCAUCGGGGCUUCUCCCCUCCUAGACCGGCCUUAUGGUCCAGACCUCGACUGGGAUCACCUGCUCGCCCGUCGAUACCGAUCAACAAGAAACCGAAUCUGGUGGGAAAACCAGGAGAAACCGACAAGGUGAACAACUUUAAGCAGACGGACAAGCUGCCGGUCCUGAAACCCAAAGCCUCCCCGCCAGCAACUAUCAAGCCCACCAAACUGGACCGGAAACAGACCACAACCGGAGCGCCGACCACAACCGCCAGUCGACAGGAAACCUGGGAGGACUCAGACCUGUUCAAGUCCCAGCCGGCCACUGACGUCGACGCCUUGGGCAAGAAACGCUACGUGGCGCCUCACGUCGUCUACCAAACGGGGAAGAAGCCGGAUGAGCCUUGCUCCAUCACCUCCUCCCUCAACUACUUCCCCGUAGACGAAGCCGUCAAUGCGAACCUGACGGCUCCACCCAAGUCUCCGCCCUCCAACCUCACCGUGGUGACGGUGGAGGGGUGCCCGUCCUUCGUCAUCCUGGACUGGGAGAAAACCGAUAACGACACCACGGAGUAUGAGGUCAUCUCCACCUCUAAAGGACCCGACGGCGAGCAGGUCUCCAUCCUGACCACCAACCAGACCCACACCACUGUGGAGAACCUCAAACCUGAGAGCAGUUAUGAGUUUAAGGUGAAGCCAAAGAACGAGCUGGGUACAGGUCCUUCCAGUGACCCGGUGUCCUUCAACACAGAGUCGGCGGAUCCUCGAGUGAGCGAGAACGUCUCCGGCAAAGACGCCAUCUGGACUCAGUUCCCCUUUAAGACGGACUCAUACUCGGACUGCCACGGGAAACAGUACGUGAAGAGAACCUGGUACCGGAAGUUUGUCGGGGUCCAACUGUGCAACUCGCUCCGGUACAAGAUCUACCUGAGUGACUCGCUCAACGGUAAAUUCCACAACAUCGGAGAUCAGACUGGUUUCGGUGAGGAUCACUGUCAGUUUGUCGAUUCGUUCCUGGAUGGAAGAACGGGCCAGCAGCUCAGAGCAGACCAGCUCCCAUCCAGAGCUGGUUUCUACAGAGCCGUGCGUCAGGAGCCAGUCCACUUCGGACAGAUCGGAGGACACUCCCACGUCAACUACGCCUCCUGGUACGAGUGUGGGACGCCCAUCCCCGGUAAAUGGUGAACAGACCGAGUGGUUCUCGGAGAACCCCAGAAGAGGAACCGUCGCCCGGACUGGGACGGCAGCAGGGUUCCUUAAAGACCUUCAGGACUCCGUGGUCCACCACGUCACCCAGAGCUGUAAAAACAUGUACGGGACAUACUCGUCAGGGAAUUAGUAACGAGAGAGCAUUUUAAAAUAUAGCUAACAUGCCUCGUCUUCAGUAGAGGAGGAAGGUUUGGUUUCUCUGUGCUAGAUAUAUUUUAUUUUGUGUAAAAUGAUGGGAAGCUGGCUCCCUAAAAAACUAUUUUCAUAAAUUAUUUAUCAUAAGGUCUUUGAUUACAUUUCUUUACGAGGUCUAACAGGAAGUGGUCUUCUUCUGUUUUAUUUGUUUUCAGCUCAUUUCUCUUGAAAAACUAGAAACCGUCCUGCUGGACUUUCUUAACUGGGAGCUGACCAGUAAAACCAGUUCUCUAGUGGCGACCAGUAGACGUCCUGCUGGAUGUGGUGAACAAGUGAUAUUCAUUACAGACCUUAAAGUAAACUUCAUCAGUAGACAAAAACUAA